Messenger RNA from Anguilla rostrata (American eel), 3114 nucleotides. It is a transcript of the gene cd40, whose product is annotated as CD40 molecule, TNF receptor superfamily member 5. The coding region runs from base 746 to 1741 and encodes 331 amino acids. The record is from RefSeq and is a predicted model, not a curated record. Gene Ontology annotation, molecular function: CD154 receptor binding; antigen binding. The transcript is spliced from 9 exons. Gene Ontology annotation, biological process: B cell activation; cellular response to interleukin-1; defense response to virus. NCBI's taxonomy places the organism in Eukaryota, Metazoa, Chordata, Actinopteri, Anguilliformes, Anguillidae. Gene Ontology annotation, cellular component: CD40 receptor complex; external side of plasma membrane.
CUGUCUCCUCUGUUCAGACUCAUGCAUUGAUUUGCAGUGAAUUUUGGAAGCGGAGUUUCAUAGACAGUGGUUAUUCCCGUUCUUUCCUCGCCGGGAAAAUACGUUUCAGAAUGUGGUAACUGACAUUUCUGUGCAACAACAAAGAAUUCCCCGGUAUGCAAACUGUGAAUGCGUAUGUGUUUGAACAAUAGCUCAUUGGAAAGAGGAAGAGAUUUGGACAUUUCUCGGCGUACAAACGAGGUUUAGACUGGAUGGCUUUUCCCUCAAAUACUUAAAUAUACUUUACGUCAUCUCAUAUCUGACAGCCAAUAACGGAUGGCUAUUGUAGGGUAAUAUUGUUGUAGAUAUCUAUGUCGUGAUCGCGUGCUUUUGCAUUAUGAUGUAUUAGUUACGGUUGUGUAUUGAACAGUCAAGACAAUAUAUAUUAUAACGUAAUAAAAAAAACGACGUUUACUCCGUAAAAUUACAUGUUAUUUCUGUAGCCUAUUAUUGUUUUAGGAGUCUAGUUCUAUAAAACAAUUUAUCUGGAGUUGCGUCCUGUGCAAACACCAGUGAUAUACUAAAACAUUGCGUAUUAAAUGACAAGACUGCCCAGCGGUCAUUUUAGGGGUGAGCUUAAAAUUUUCUAAAUCUCGUCGGUUAUCUGGAAACUCCCUUCUCAUAGGACUGGGCAUUGACUGAUUUAGGGGCGUACCCUUUACAGAUAAGACGCGCAGACCCCUGCUGGCUUAUUUAACAGUCGUGCAUGGAACUUGGACGUGCUUCACUCUCAUCGGACAAAAGACCACACGAUUUAAAAAAUAAUAAUUACAAAAUGAAAACCUUCGUCUUUAACUUCUGGAUGGCAUGCAUCUUGGUGGCAGCGAAUGCAUGUGACCCAGACAGGCAAUAUGAGAAAAAUGGGGUUUGCUGUAGGAUGUGUCCUCCAGGUACCCGAAUGAGCCACGAUGCCUCUUGCGAAGACCCCAACUGCAUUCGCUGUGGAGAGCACGAGUAUCAGCCCGACUUCACCCGGGAGUACCAAUGCCAACUGCAACCCUUCUGUGACCCAAAUAUGAAUUUUGAUCAGGUGCCGCCGGAUCCCACAAAGAGGGUCUCCUGCAAAUGCAAGCCAGGACACCACUGCUCCAGCGAGGAGUGCCUGACCUGUGUUCCGAACACUGACUGCAAGCCCGGACAAAGAGUGUUUAUAAAGGGGGAAGGGUCCAGCGACACCGUCUGUCAGGCGUGUGAGCCAGGGAUGUUCUCCAACAAGAGCUCUGCCGAACAAUGCCUCAAGUGGAGGACGUGUGAUGAGAAAACAGAACAGAUUAAGACAAGCGGCACUCCGACAUCAGAUGUGGAGUGUGAGGAAAUACCCACGAAUUUGGGGUUAGCAGUGGGUCUCCCCGUGUGUAUACUCAUAGUUGUUGCCGCUGCUGUUGCACUCCGCUGUUCAAAGAAAGGCCAAAACUGUCUGAAAAACAUUAUCAAAAAGAAAAAUCCUGGUGACAUGAAACAUGGCCCUCUGAUGCAGCCGGAGGAGGAGCUUCCGCAAAAGCCGGUGAAUCUACUGUGCGUGGAAGAUGAGACGGUGGAAGGGCCGGUGGAGAACGAGGAUACCCAGCCCUGUCCAGGGAGAGACUUGACGGAGAACUACAAGCCUCUGAGGCAGGAGGAGGGAAAAAUGGAGCACAUCUCCGAAUCCGAAGAGCAGUCACCUAACUCGGCAGAGAGCGUUUACCUGGCAAAGUACUCUUGAAAGGCUGUGAUAUCUGCUGCAUUUCCACCCAAGGACUGUGGCCCAGGUUACUAUCUUCCAAAUAUGGUGUGAAGCCCCUGGUAAUGGCAAGGAAUUAACAGCAACUGGACAGAUGGGGGCUUUCGAGGGGUGAAGGUUGUGAGAACAUUCAAAUGUAAAGUUCCUGAAGGAAUUCUUGGAAGUGCAGUCUGGUUUUCCUUGGGCAGACCAUCUUCCCCGAAUGUGCCCUGAAAGGGAUGAAUGUAGCCUGCAGUUCCCUGCAGUUACACGUUGCUAAAUGUCCUUCUCUGUCUCGGUAGCUAUAGUGUAUUUCCUUGUGGGUAGUUAGUCAUGUGACUUAUUAAAUCCAGUGUGUAUGUGAAGGCACAUUCCAGCAUACAUAUUUUAGAGCAUUCAGCUUAUUGCACGUUCUGUUAUUGACAGUCAACUAACCAUCAUUAAUUAAUUUGCAUGUUUUCUUACAUUUGCUCUUUUGAUAUUCAAUUGCUUGCCCUCUUGAACAGAAAAGGUGUAGUAUAAUGGUUCAGAAACUGGGCUCACGUUGCAGGUUUUCUUGCCCUAAUUUGGAAUGUCCAGUUAAUCCCGACCACGUCCAACCACAAACUCCACGAUACGGUACAAACGGGAGUGUGCAGUCCCAUGGCUUGACUCCGAAACUAUAUGCACAAACUGACCAAACUCGCACGAAGUGGAAUCAGAGGAAUUCCAAGUGGACCCGAUUGAACCGACCUGUACCCUGGGCCACACGAGCACCGAUCGGCAAUUGUGCAUUUCCCCCUGUGGGGCUAGCUACCACAGUCGAUACUGGCACAGUUCGGUUUUGAACCGAGGCUCAUCCAUGCAUCACAGCGUGGUGCCUGCACUGAAUGAGCUACCCAGCAGCCCCAGGAGGGGAAGGAAACACAAUCCAGUGCAUCGCAAGCCUGUGACAUCCGGUCUUAUGAAACCUCCGCUUUAAACAGCCAUUGGAGUAUUAGUUAAUAAUCCUUUUCAACACAUUUAAGACAUUUGUGGAAGGAAGAUGAAACAGAGCCCUCAGUCAUAUAUAACUUCAGCAAGCUGCAAAGUGUGAACUGCUACAUUCCAAACAAGCUUUGCACGGAUUUUGUUUCAAGGCUACAAGCAUGCUGUGAGUUUAACUCUCGCUGUGCAAACUGCAAGAAUAAAAUCACUGUAAUGAAUUGUAUAAAAUUAUUGAUCCACUGUAUUUAUGCUUAAAAUGGUAAUCUACAUUUCCAGGUAUUGAAAUAAAUGGGUUACAGUUUGCAUGCCUUCAUUCUAGAGAGGAAAAUAAUGUAAAUAUGUUGAUAGGCUGUAUUCUGAGAAGUUAUGUGUACUUAUCUGUUUACUAUAAAUAAAAUGAUAGUGUCAUA